AUGUACGGGGACCAGGGCCGGUGGGAAGAGGCCGAGCAGCUCAAGGUGCAGGUGAUAGAGACUCGCAAGACGAAGCUCGGCGAGGAUCAUCCGGAAAUACUGACCAGUAUGGCGAACCUCGCUUUUACCUGGAAAUCUUCAGGUCAGGAUGCGGAAGCCAUCAGUUUACUUAGAAAUUGCCUAGCCAAGCAGGAACAAACACUUGGGCUAAACAACCCGGAAACUUUAGCCAAUUCUGAAGCAUUGGCGAAGUGGGAAAUGAAGGCCUAA
This is a messenger RNA of Penicillium lagena, 270 nucleotides long. RefSeq lists its product as uncharacterized. The transcript has a single exon. The record is from RefSeq and is a predicted model, not a curated record. Gene Ontology annotation, molecular function: protein binding. Lineage: Eukaryota; Fungi; Ascomycota; Eurotiomycetes; Eurotiales; Aspergillaceae. The coding region runs from base 1 to 270 and encodes 89 amino acids.